Molecule: messenger RNA, 2211 nt
Organism: Cydia pomonella (codling moth)
Lineage: Eukaryota; Metazoa; Arthropoda; Insecta; Lepidoptera; Tortricidae
Product: enkurin
Exons: 5
Coding region: 123-881 (252 amino acids)
Cellular component (GO): acrosomal vesicle
Molecular function (GO): calmodulin binding
Source: RefSeq, a predicted model, not a curated record
CAAGUACUUUUCAACUUGUUUCCAUGGUAACCUGUGGAUAUAUAAGUGUUUGGCAUUAGGCCUUAGUAUAUUUACGGUAAAUCUCAUUAUAUUUUUGCUACUUAUUUUAUAUAGGUAAAGGCAUGUCGAUAGUAGAAAUCGCACACCACAACGAAGUUAUUUAUACCAUUCUCGACAAACCCCCACCGGAACCACCGAAGACACCCAGGUAUCACUCUGAGCUAGAGAAACAGCUGAAGGCCCGAAAAAUACCCCAACUGCGUCGGACAUUUGGGUAUGCGGAGACGCCUGUCAACCCUCCUGACAAGUUCCUUAAGAAGGGGGAAGGAUAUAGUCAACCCGUAAAGAAGUCAGACCACAAAUGCAUCAAGGGCGACUUACCUCCCGUGCCGAGGCGACCACCGCCAGGCAAGGGACCAGAGAAACCGAAGGUCAACUUUAAGGUGCUCAACAUUAAGAAAGCCAUCAAGGUUAAGGGUAGACCCGUGGAGCCGAGACUAGUAGACACCCGCGACGGCCACAUAAAGAAGAUCAAGGGCUCUGGUGAAGUCCCGGAAUACUGUCUCCGGCCGGACUUCGGGCGUAUGCCAGCUUACCUGGUGCGUCGGAACAGGAGAAUCAGAAAGGAGUUGGAAGCCAUACAGUACGCUGAUGAUCAUAAGGAAAGUCUGUGCAAGCAGCUCGCUGAUGAGGAGAGGGAGAAACUGCUCAAGGAUCUGAAACACAAAUGGCAGCUAAAGCAGAAGGCGUUCCUCCAGCUACCGAUGCUCACAGACACGGUGCCGAAGAUCAUGAAGAAGGUCAAGAUGGAACAGGAGCUGCGUCAGCUCGAGAAGGACAUACAGCUCGUCGAGACCAACCCGUACAUUUACGUUUAUUGAAUGUACAGAAUACGGACCUGCAACAAAAUCUUUCUCAAGCGCUUAUAACAUCGGCGGACGGAUCGGAUAUCAGGUCGAGCAAGGAUCGUUUUCCGUUUCACGAAACAUCAGCACGUCCUUUAAUUCAAAAUAUGGCAAUUCGAGACAAAUUAUUUAUCAAAUAUUGUUAACGAUGUUCUUACAUAUCGUGAAACGGAAAACGAUCCUUGCUCGGGCCCGACAUCAGAUCCGUUCGUAAGUGUGGUAGUAAUUACCGCUUCAGACUCUGCAAACUAAUAAUCAAUAAUCGUAAGCGUUGCUCUUACUUAUCAAUGACCUAAAAUCGCAUGCCGUAACAAACGGCAUUUGUGUGUGUAUUUUGUGAUGUUUUUGAAUCUGUUUUGACACGACCUUUACGAUCGUCUUGGUGAAUUUCACUUCAAUUCGCACGCACCAUUCAGCGUGAGCGAUCUUCAAAUUCGUAUCAAAAUAAGACCAACACCGUAACAGGUUGUCAAAUCCGAUUCGAGUUCUAGCCAUUUCCACACAAACCUCAUUUCAAGUCUUAUGCCUAUGUCCCUUUGGAUGGUAUUAACACCUGUCCAAUUUCUUUAUCCAAUGUGCAUUGCGUCUCACUUUCUCAUUAAGCAAAAUGUGAGAUGCAAAUACACAUUGGACCAAGAAAGUGGACAGGUGGAUUACCAUCCUUAUAUACGGAUUUUCUUAAAUACAUUUUAGAUUGUCCAAGACUUGAGUUUAUUUAUGGAACCACAUCAUUAGUAUGACUUUUACAUUAAAGGUUCCAAUGUAAUUUUUUUAGUUCGGUCGGUGUAAUCUCGAUAUUAGAGAUAACUCGUAUAUAAUGAAAAUUUCUAUUAUAUUAUUCAAAAUUAACCUGUUGUCACGCACAUCACUGUCACCACUAAAAUUCUUUAGUUUGAGUGUAAAAAUAUCAAACUGAUAAUUUUUGGCAAUUAGAGACAAAGUAUUUUUUACAUUUCAAAUAUUUUAACGAUGUUGUGAUAUUUCGUGAAACGGCGUGGAUAUGGCGUGAAACUCAACCCGGCCAUCGGAAACUAACCCGGCGACCGUGUAGAUCUAAUAACCGCUUAAAUUUAACGAGCGACUUUUUUGGCGGUCAAAAGGUUUCACCCAAACGGGGCAAUCCUUCAUGUACUCGUGUUAGAGAAUCUCUUUUGUUAUUGAAAAUAUAUUCGGGUACCGAUCAGGGUACCAAUCAAUUUGCGUAUAUGUGUGUGAAAUAAAACUGUGUGUGUAAUAUUGGUUUCAUUUUCGAAUGUGGAAUUCAACGUUAAAAUUAUUGUUAUUAAACUAUAAUUUAUUAUUAUUA